CAUUUGAGCUCGCCGGCCCAUAGUGAAAAGCUGUAUCACUGCCCGAAUAGUGACUGCACUGGUCAGUUCGUCCGUUUAGCAUCGCUAUUCAAUCAUCUCGAAAGUGAGAGCUGCAACUUUGUGCGAUUCGAAAGGGUCCAGAAGCAUGUCCACGAUUUUAUCACGGGACGCCAGAAGCUCAUCGGCUUUGGGUAA
This is a messenger RNA of Alternaria burnsii, 195 nucleotides long. Its product is annotated as zinc finger protein. The transcript has a single exon. NCBI's taxonomy places the organism in Eukaryota, Fungi, Ascomycota, Dothideomycetes, Pleosporales, Pleosporaceae. The record is from RefSeq and is a predicted model, not a curated record. The annotation marks the transcript as partial.